GUCUGCGCUUUAUGAGCCCAUUGUUCAGUAAUUUUUCCCGCCUCUAUACUUGGAUGCGUCAUGCGGACUUGAAAGGGUGUUCGUAUCUUGUAGUCUGAGGUCGCUUUAUUUUUCCUCGGCCGCAGAAAAUCAAAGAACAUGUAGGACGUGCAGAGAGCAAUGAGGCGGAGUUCCCACCUGCUUACACUGUACUCGGCGUUUACUUCGACCUCCCGUAUCGAUACCAGAACAUGAAACAAUUGAGGCGUUUCUCCGUGCCUUCGUUCUUCGUCACCAUCACGCAUCCGGCAUACAGCAACAAGAAUGAUCCAGAUUGUCGCAUCCUGCCUAAUAGCAUGAUACAUUUUCCCAAGAGUCCACCGCGUAGCACCAUUAAAUACGGCAUCUCAAUUACGGAAGCGGUCAAACAUGUGAAAUGGACGAUGCGCUAUAAAAGCAACUACACGGAAAUGGCCAUAUCUUUCUCCAUGCGUUGCAGUGUCUAUUUGCUGGGUGUGACCAGCGCUUUGUACACGCCCUGCACAAACAUCUUGCGGUCCUACAACAGUGCUCCAAACCGCCUCUGCAACACAAAACACGCGUCCAACUACCUCUACGACAACGAAACUUUUGCUGAUUACACCUUCUACGUUGAUAAACCCCCAAGGAGCACAUUGAUGACCUUCGACUCUGACGCCGGCAUCAAGUCAAAGGUCUGCUGGGUGGCGGCAACAUUACCCGAACGUUCCCAUCCUCGCCGUGGCUUACGACGUGGACUAUGAUGCCAGCGACGAGGGUUGCCCUGCUCUGCACCUGCGUCAGGGUGCCUACAGACGCCUGAGACUGCUCAAGGAUUUGAACACUUACGUGCGAUAUAACUUUACAGAUCUUCAGAGCUGCCUUGACACUCAUUUCUGACUAAUUUCAAAAACAUAACGCAACCUGCGAAGUGCACAUCUGCGUUGAAACAACGCAGAUGAAAGCAAGUAAAUCGCGGUUGGCUGCUUCGUGCCAUCCUUUUUUGGGGGGGGGGGGGGGGGUAAUUUUAAUCGAUAUACGAAGGCGUCGAUUAUUUAGCUCUGAUGAGCUCUCGAUCUCCUUAUUGGCUGCAGCAAUUUUUAGUGCAUGCAAAUAAAGGUGAUGUUAUUUUAUUGCCGUUUUAGAUUGUAAGAGAAACGUGGGGUAGUUGGUGAACGUUCGUUAUAUGUAUACAAAUUGGCGUUAGAACAGACGAGGGCUACCAAAUAGAGGUACACAAGUUAGCUACGGCUGGCAAAUACUUAUCUUUAUGAAAAAUACUUUUUCUUUGUCACGUUGUUCCGUGAAGAUAUAUUUAUCUUUCGCUAAUAAGUUGUAGUUUCGAGUCACCACUCCUGCGUGUACUUCUUGGACUUUGUUCUAGCACUGUUUGGUCAACUAUGAGUGAGAGUUAGAACCUCUUUCCGUGGUUCUUACGUGCCAAAACCAGCUCUGAUUAUGAGGCACGCCGUAGUGGAGGGCUCCGGAUUAAUUCUGAUCACCUGGGAUUCUUUAAUGUGCGCUACAAAGCAAAGCAAGCACACUGGCGUUUUUGCAUUGCGCCUCGAUCGAAAUGCGGCCGCCGUGGCCGGGAUUCGAUCCCGCGACCUCUUGCUCAGCAGCGCAACGCCUUAGCUGCCUGAGCUACCCCGGCGGGUCAAGAGUUAGUACUGAAUUGGCAUUGCAUGUUUGUUAGACCAAGAGAAAAAGUGUAUAAAAAUUGUUUGAAUGGAGGACUUGGCCACCCCAUUUGCGGUGGCCAUUACGAAGCAUAAAUUUGAAAAAUAAACUCAGGCUGAACCCAUCCUCUCUGAUGGUUCGUUAAUGCCAUUAGCAAUAAAAUGAGGUUACACAUGUAAUUUUGGUUGUGGUAGAUUGAUUUUGUGUAGCUUCCGAGGCUAGCGCACCUAAAGCCCCUCCAUGCACGUUUUUGCCGACCAGGUGGCGCGUAGGUGGAGGGGCUUUAAGCGCACCGGUGGCGCUUCGGUGCGUGGUAACGCUGUGAAAUUAUCCCUCCUCGCCUAGCCGCGAUCGUGGCUUAGCGGAUACAGCAUCGGUCUACUGUGCUUAGGGACCCAGGUUAAACACCAACCAGUACCGAAGUGUUUCAAGUCUUUCCUUUUAUCAGAAGAACUGCCGCAGUGAAGAGGCUAGAAACAUGAUACAAACCGCAAAGUGGGGGGAAGUAGGCUAAAAAUGCUAAUAGCAUUAAAGGUUACAAGCGAUUGCUCGUCAGAAGUGUACACCUUGCAUACAAGUCCCUGUCUGUAGGGGUAAAACUUGCGCACGUUUAUUCUGCUUACGAAGCCUACUCCUCCUCAUAGCAUGCGUGGAUGUCGAUCCACCACCGCAAUGAACGCUGCACCAAGGCCCAUCAUCACUCAGCAGUACUUUAGUACCUGCAACGCAACGGCUACUUAGCUGAUAAUCACGUGCAUGGUAUGAGCGAAUAAAUGUGAGAAAAAAAUUGGAGGACGCUUAAGCUUCGGCUUUAAGGGUGCAACGCGAUAGCGUUAUCGGGACCUGUUCGCAUCGCAUCGUUCGCAACCGGCAGGUGGGCUUCAUUCACUGCAACACAUAACGUGGGAAAGCCAGCCCACAACGACCAAGCUUACACCGAUCCUCUUAAAGUCGGCUUCACUUUUAAACUGAAAUGCAUUGCUGGAAAGACGUUUUUCCAGGGGCAAUAUAGGUGGUCUUA
Molecule: messenger RNA, 2698 nt
Organism: Dermacentor silvarum
Lineage: Eukaryota; Metazoa; Arthropoda; Arachnida; Ixodida; Ixodidae
Exons: 5
Coding region: 231-761 (176 amino acids)
Source: RefSeq, a predicted model, not a curated record